AUGAGCGCAGUACGGCAAGUAAGCAGAAUGGCUAACUUCAACAUUAAAAUCAUCUCAGACCCUGUCUGCCCUUUCUGCUACCUGGGCAAAGCUCGUCUGAACAAGGCAAUUGAUCUCUACAAGAAGACCUACCCUGCCGGCAAGGAGGACACCUUCAACGUCACGUGGCAGGCCUACUACCUGGACCCGACGGCGCCCAAAAAGGGCGUCCCGGUGAAUGAGCGCAUGGCUGAACGUUUCGGCGCCGACAGAUUGGAGAUGAUGCACGCGCGUAUGAAGAAGCUCGGAGCCGCUGAGGGCUUCAACUUCACCUUCAAUGGCAAAAUUGGUCACACUCGCGAUGCUCACCGCACGAUACAGCUGGCCAAGACUAAGGGCCCCGAGGUUGAGAACGCCGUGAUGGAGUCCAUCAUGAAGAGCUACUUCGAGGAGGACGGCGACGUCACGAGCUGGGACAUGCUCAUCAACGCUGCUGCGAGAGGUGGGCUCGAGAAGGAGGAAGUCAAGAACUGGCUUGAGCAGGGCAAGGGCGGUGCCGAGGUCGACAAGGAGGUCGAAGACGCGUACCGGAUGGGCGUGAGGGGCGUGCCGCACUUUGUCAUUAACAACAAGUACGAGAUUGGCGGUGCGCAGGAUGUUGGCGAGUUCUUGGAGACGCUUGUGGCAGCCAAGCAGGGCGCCCAAGGCGGAAACGGACAAGAGGGAAUGUUAUGUUAA
Molecule: messenger RNA, 717 nt
Organism: Colletotrichum truncatum
Lineage: Eukaryota; Fungi; Ascomycota; Sordariomycetes; Glomerellales; Glomerellaceae
Product: dsba oxidoreductase
Molecular function (GO): oxidoreductase activity
Source: RefSeq, a predicted model, not a curated record